This is a messenger RNA of Anguilla rostrata (American eel), 1180 nucleotides long. RefSeq names its product zygote arrest 1-like (gene zar1l). The coding region runs from base 21 to 941 and encodes 306 amino acids. Gene Ontology annotation, biological process: translation. Gene Ontology annotation, cellular component: cytoplasm. The transcript is spliced from 4 exons. NCBI's taxonomy places the organism in Eukaryota, Metazoa, Chordata, Actinopteri, Anguilliformes, Anguillidae. The record is from RefSeq and is a predicted model, not a curated record.
CGCGUCGAAAUCGGAUUGUAAUGGAGGGGUUUAUAUUUUCCCCGUAUAACUACAAUGGCUAUCCUGGGUGUGGUCCAUAUAACCCCGGGGGCCAGAAACUCAGGAAUCAAAACUGGACGAAAAAAACGAAUAUCUACGUGGGCCCCGAGGCCGUGGACUACUUGGAUUUCUACAAACGCGCUCAGCUGAGGGCGAUCCUGUCCCAGGUCAACCCAAAUCUAACCCCUCGUCUAAGAAAAGCCAACACUAAAGAGUUCGGUGUUCAGGUUAACCCCAAGGUGGACGCCGUGGUUCAGUGCUCUCUUGGGCCGAAGACCCUGUUCUACCGCGAGCGAAAAUGGUUUCCUUCCAAGUCGCCUGGGACGAGUCCAAUACUGCCAAACAAAUUCGUCCCCAGCACUCCGGUGACCAACGUUCGUUUUUCCCGCCCCAUUGCAAUCUACUCUCCGGUCUUCGACAGGCGAUUUAUCACGCUGCCGGGCAACGAAGGCGAAGGACCGGUCAGAAGAGAGGAAGAAUCUGCCGGUGAAGGAGAGAAGCAAAGUCUAGAGGAUAAGGCGAAGCACGACGACUCUGGCCAAAAUGUCCCGGAAAUCCUCUCCUCCCCACCGAGGAAAUUCAACUUUCAGUUCCUGGAACAGAAAUACGGGUUUUUCCACUGCGGCAAGUGCAACAUUCGAUGGGAGAGCGCGUAUGUGUGGUGCAUCUCUGGAACCAAUAAGGUGUACUUCAAGCAGCUCUGCCGCAAGUGCCAGGUGGGGUUCAAUCCGUACAGGGUGGAGUCCAUCCAGUGCCAGGCCUGCGGUCAGACCCGCUGCUCCUGUGAGAAGAGGCAGCGGCACAUCGACAUGAAGCGCCCCCACCGCCAGGACCUGUGCGGCCGCUGUCGAGGGAAGAGGCUGUCCUGCGACACCACCUACAGCUUCAAAUACAUCGUCUGACCGUCCCCGUGUGCCACCCUCCCUGCCUGGGCCAUCGUCUGAACGUCCCCGUAUCCCACCCUCUCCCUGCCCGGGCCUCCGCACCGUGUCCUUGCGCUCCUGGCCCUGCCCCCUCCCCCUCCCCUCCCCUCCAUGUCUUUUAUAACCUGUCUAUGACCAGCUGGAAAAAAAAAAAAAAAACUAUUUUUGUAUCCUAAAAGUGUGUAAAUAAAUGAAUAAAGUGGAUUUAUUACAGCAGA